AUGGCAACUCAAAGACAAGCAGGCACAUAUGGUCCUACAGAACCAAGAGAGAUAUUAGCACUCCUGGGAGUGCUAAUAGCAGCAGGGCAACAGAGGAUAACCAUCUCCCUUCUUGAGAUGUGGAGUGCCGUCACUGGGUGUCCCCUGUAUCGAGCAGCAAUGUCCAAGGGGAGGUUCGAGUUUCUGGUCUCCUGUCUGCGGUUUGACAACCCAGACACGCGUGUGGAGAGGCUGAAAGAGGACAAGUUUGCCCCUGUGAGGAAAGUGUGGGACAUGUUCAUCGACAACUGCAGGCGGCUGUAUGUCCCACGCGAGAACCUCACUGUGGAUGAACAACUGUUGGGGUUUAGAGGGAAGUGCCCCUUCAGGAUGUACAUUCCCAACAAACCUGCAAAAUAUGGCAUCAAGCUCGUCCUCAUCUGUGACGCCAGCACCAAGUACAUGCUUGGUGGCAUACCCUACCUUGGCAAGCAGGGGACAAGGCCACGGGAUGGGGUCAACCUUGGUCAUUAUUUGACAAGAGAACUGACCAGGCCAUACCACGGCUCCAAUAGAAAUGUGACCACGGACAACUGGUUCACAUCAGUGCCUCUCAUUGUUGACCUCCUCAACAACUGUGGAAUGACACUUGUUGGCACAAUGAGAGCAAACAAGCCUGAAAUUCCCAGUGAGAUGAAGACCAAGGAAACAAGACUCCAUGGAUCAAGUGCCUUUCUGUUCACCAAUGCGAUGACGUUUGUGUCGUAUGUGGCAAAGACUUCACGAAGAAACAAGAAGAUGGUCCUACUCAUGUCAUCCCAGCACACCCAGCCUACCAUUGCACCAGGGGGCAAGCCAGAGAUCAUAGAGUUCUACAAUUCUACAAAAGGAGGGGUCGACACAUUCGACCAAAUGUGUGCCACAACUUCCUGUUCAAGAAAGACACGACGCUGGCCCCUCUGUGUGUGGUAUGGCAUUCUCAAUGCUGCGACCAUCAAUGCCUUCAUCGUCAGCAGCGAGAAUCGGGCAAGGGCAGGCACCAAACUACUGGCAAGGAGGACCUUUAUGAUGGAUGUGGCGAUGGCACUCAUCACUCCCUGGGCCCAAGCACGUCUGUCAACACCAUCCCUGUCCCGAAACCUUCGCAACUUGAUAGACACUGUCUGUGAGCUGCCAUCAGACGGUAUUGCUGCUGGGACACCAGGGACAUCCUUUGCAGACAGCCGCUCCCCCCUGGUACGCUGUUCUGAGUGCUCUAGUAGGGCAGACAGGAAGACCCGGCACCGAUGCAACAGGUGUGCCCUACCCAAGUGCCCUCGACACCUGUACCCUGUCUGUGGUAACUGCGUAUAAGAGUUUCCGGUGGUAGUAGUGGGCUUAGGCGACCUGUACCCCAUCGGGGAUGACUGCUUAUGAAAGUUACCUGUGGCAGUAGUGGGCUGCAACUGACUGAGGCGAGGGGCCAACUACCUAGUAACUAGUGUACCAAAGGAGAAGUCACCAGCUGCAGUACUUUUUUUUUGGAAAUUUUUUUCUAAACACUUUUUCAAAUUUAGUCAAAUUUAGGUUAUUCCUUAUUAAGGUCAAUAUCAAUAUUAAAAUAAAGUACAAUUUAAGUUUAUAAGUUUAUAAUCUAUAGUUUAAGAGUUCCUUUUUCACUGUAAAACUUGUAAUAAACCUUAAUUGAAAACUAC
Eriocheir sinensis (Chinese mitten crab) is the source of this 1673-nucleotide messenger RNA. RefSeq names its product piggyBac transposable element-derived protein 4-like. NCBI's taxonomy places the organism in Eukaryota, Metazoa, Arthropoda, Malacostraca, Decapoda, Varunidae. Bases 1 to 1332 code for a protein of 443 amino acids. The transcript is spliced from 3 exons. The record is from RefSeq and is a predicted model, not a curated record.